AUGAGUCAGGGACCCUUAUAUCCACAGUCACGGGGACCCUUAUAUUCACAGUCACGGGGACCCUUAUAUUCACAGUCACGGGGACCCUUAUAUUCACAGUCACGGGACCCUUAUAUUCACAGUCACGGGGACCCUUAUAUUCACAGUCACGGGGACCCUUAUAUCCACAGUCACGGGGACCCUUAUAUCCACAGUCACGGGGACCCUUAUAUUCACAGUCACGGGGACCCUUAUAUUCACAGUCACGGGGACCCUUAUAUUCACAGUCACGGGGACCCUUAUAUCCACAGUCACGGGGACCCUUAUAUUCACAGUCACGGGGACCCUUAUAUUCACAGUCACGGGGACCCUUAUAUCCACAGUCACGGGGACCCUAAUAUCCACAGUCACGGGGACCCUUAUAUUCACAGUCACGGGGACCCUUAUAUCCACAGUCACGGGGACCCUCACAUCUCUCAUGACCCGUGA
Messenger RNA from Procambarus clarkii (red swamp crayfish), 468 nucleotides. The record is from RefSeq and is a predicted model, not a curated record. NCBI's taxonomy places the organism in Eukaryota, Metazoa, Arthropoda, Malacostraca, Decapoda, Cambaridae.